Messenger RNA from Haliotis rubra (blacklip abalone), 747 nucleotides. RefSeq names its product sodium-coupled monocarboxylate transporter 2-like. Lineage: Eukaryota; Metazoa; Mollusca; Gastropoda; Lepetellida; Haliotidae. The transcript has 5 exons. Gene Ontology annotation, biological process: transmembrane transport; sodium ion transport. Gene Ontology annotation, cellular component: membrane. Gene Ontology annotation, molecular function: symporter activity. The record is from RefSeq and is a predicted model, not a curated record. Bases 1 to 747 code for a protein of 248 amino acids.
AUGGAGGUCGAAGGAAGGUAUAGCAUCAACACAGGAAAGAUUCAAACUUUCGGAGUGGCUGACUACACCAUUACCGCCGCCAUGUUAGUGUCUUCAGCCGCCAUCGGGGUCUUCUACGUCAUCAAGGACCGUCACCAUAACAACGUAAAUGAGUAUCUUUUAGGCGGGCGCCGCAUGCACUACAUCCCUGUGUCAAUGUCAAUGAUGGUGACGUACCUCUCGGCCUUAUCGUUGCUAGGGGCACCCGUGGAGGUGUACAGAAACAACACCAUGGUGGUUUGGUUUGGGGUUGCUGUAGCUAGUGGCUGUGCGAUAGUUGGUAGAAUCUUCGUGCCCUUCUUCUACCAGCUCGGAAUCACCAAUGUAUUUCAGGGUGGUAUGAGGGCUGUACUGUGGGCGGACACUCUCCAAGCUGGCAUCAUUAUCGUAGGCUGCGUUGUCCUCGUUAUCAAAGGUUCUGCAGCUGUUGGUGGAUUCAGUGUGGCCUGGGCAGUCGCCGAGAAUAGAUCCCGGAUCAAAGCUCUGGCAAUCAAUGGAGUAGGCUACAUGUUAGUUUAUAUCCUCCUUGUGAUGGUCGGUGUCAUCAUGUUCGCCUUCUACAGUGACUGUCACCCCGUCAGCUUCAACCUCAUCGACAAGGACGAUCAGAUGCUUCCUCUGAUGGUGAUGGACAUCUUGGGAGAUCUGCCAGGGCUGCCUGGACUCUUCAUAUCUGCCAUACUGUGUGGGAGCCUCAGGGAGUGUUGA